This is a messenger RNA of Nannizzia gypsea CBS 118893, 3165 nucleotides long. RefSeq lists its product as hypothetical. The transcript is spliced from 3 exons. The coding region runs from base 1 to 3165 and encodes 1054 amino acids. Lineage: Eukaryota; Fungi; Ascomycota; Eurotiomycetes; Onygenales; Arthrodermataceae. The record is from RefSeq and is a predicted model, not a curated record.
AUGAGAUCUUUAACAGCAGAGCUUGAUCUGCUCGCAGCCUCGAGACCCCAGGGUAUCUUUGCCAAAAUACCCGUAUCGUCGAACGGCGAGACCGUGUGGCAUGACAUAACGUGGUUGCAACUUACAAAAUAUGUCGGCACUAUGUCACGUUGGAUUGAGGGACAUCUAGGCCCCGCGGUGGAAGAUGAACCAGUUGCAUAUAUGGCCAUCAACGACAUCAGAUACCCGAUAUUCAUAUUAGCAGCAAUGAAAACUGGGUAUAACGCUCUAUUGACGUCCCCACGGAACUCCAAAGAAGGUCAAUUGUCUUUACUCCACUCAACCAAAUGCCAGAAGUUUGUAUAUAGCCAGGAAUUUGAUAAGCAGGUUCAUGGUUUGUCUGCGAAAUCCACGUCCCUGAAGACAUUCCAAAUACCAGACCUUGAAUAUAUGCUGCAGCCAGACUCCGAACAUACUCUAUAUAGGGAUCGCUUCCUGCACGGAGAGGAUAAAACAGCAUUAAUCCUUCAUUCAAGUGGGACAACUGGUUUACCUAAGCCAGUGUACAUUAAAGCCGGUGCCUUGGCAGUGAUUGCAAGUAUCAAAGAAAUGCCAGUACCGGGAUGCCGACGUUAUAUGCACGAUGAACUUUUUGCCCCCAAACUAAUGGUUUCGAUGAUGCCCUUCUUCCAUAUAAUGGGGAUUAUCUCGCUCGCUCGUGCGAUUUAUCAUCAGGGACCCCUAGCACUUCUUCCAGCAGGGCGACCUGUGACUGCGGAGCUCAUGAUGUUGACGAUAAGCGAAACAAAGCCCUCCUCCGCAACCUUUGCACCCUCUGUGCUCGAAGACAUCGUUAAUAGCCCCAAUGGCCUGGAGAUUUUGUCGACACUUGAAUACACGUUCUAUGGCGGUGCCCCUUUAUCUCGCCAAUGCGGUGAUGUAGUUUCUAAAGUGACAAAACUACAGGCUGGUAUCGGCAGCACUGAGAUGCUUCACGUUCCAUGUUAUAUACCACUACUCGAGGAAGACUGGGAGUAUUUCGAAUGGAGUAACGAAUGCGGGAUUACCAUGGAAGCGGCAAUGGAUGGUCUUUUUGAGUUAGUCGUGAAGCAAACAUUCAACAGGGAAAAUCAAAUGGUUUUCUACAAUUUCCCCAGGCUAUCAGAAUGGAGAACAAAGGACCUCUUUGAAAAACAUCCUACUGAACCUAGGAUGUGGAGGUACGCAGGGCGAGCUGAUGGCAUGGUGACAUUGAGCAAUGGGGAGAAAUUGAAUCCUCUACCAUUUGAAAAAUCCAUGGAAGGCCAUCCCUGGGUUAAAAGUGCCCUUGUUAUUGGCUCUAAAAGAUUUCAGGCCGGCCUUAUUAUUGAACCACAACCUAAGCAGCAGUCGGUGGACUCAAGGGAAUUCAUCGACUAUGUCUGGCCGUGGAUAGAAAGUGCCAACGCACAGUGUCCAACUCACGCAAAAGUUUGGAAAUCGAUGGUAAUACUGGCAACACCCGAAAAACCCUUCAUGUUCACAUCAAAGGGCUCAAUCAUGCGUCAGGCCACGUACCAGCUCUAUGAAGCUGAAAUCGACGAACUCUAUGCGAAAGACAAGUCUUCUGAUGAUAUCAGUGUCGCCGAAUUUCAUGGUCAAGCUGACAGUACAACGGUCAAAUCACUUCUUCAGGAGACUUUCCGGGCCACGCUGCGUCCAAUUCAGGGGGAGCUCCAUGAUGACACGGAUAUCUUUCACCUUGGGGCAAACUCCCUACAAGUUCUCCAGCUUAGCAAUGAGCUGAGUCGUAUAUUCCACCAAAAGUCCAAUGGCAGAAACAUAUGCUCACCUCGAGUUAUUUAUGGGAAUCCGAGCAUCGAUCGGCUUUGCGAGGCAAUCAUGCAGGCCCUAAAUAAUGGUACCGACUAUCUCACUAAGGGUAUCGCAGAAAGUGCACUCUCUCGGGAAGAGAAGAUGUCCGCUAUGAUACACAGGCACACGGAAUCGUUACGCAAAGUUACUUCGAGUCCUACUGGGACACUCAAGAAGCACGUCGCCAUUUUAACGGGCUCCACGGGCUCUCUCGGCACUUACUUACUUCACUAUCUCCUUUCCAAUCCAGAUUUCGAGCAUAUUUACUGCCUAAACCGCUCUUCAGACGCGGCAUCAAGUCAAAAACAAAGCUUCCACGAUCGUGGAAUGAGUUCAGUCAGCUUUGCUUCUAAGGUCGAGUUCAUCACCGCCGACUUCAGCCGCGACUGCUUCGGUUUGUCGUCAACAAAAUACCUAGAGCUGCAGCAGGCAGUUGACGUAUUCAUCCAUAAUGCCUGGCCCGUCAACUUCAACAACAGCCUUGAAUACUUUGAAGGCAGUGCUAUUGCUGGAGUGAGACACUGUGUAGAUUUCGCCAUCUCAGCACGGUACAACCCCCACAUCAUAUUUGUGUCAUCAAUCGCAAGUAUAGGCAAUUGGUCGACUGUCCGCGCUUCUAAAGAUAGGGGUUAUGAUUGUCCGAAAGUCCCGGAGUCGUUUGAAGAAGACAACAGUUUGCCCCUGAAGCAGGGCUACGGCGAGUCAAAACAUGUGGCAAGCUGUAUAUUGAGAAAAGCAGCAAGAGUUUCUGGCGCUCGCUCGGCAAUUGUACGUGUUGGACAGCUGAGUGGGCCUCUGGAAAUAGGAGGAGUGUGGAACAAAUCAGAAUGGGUGCCGUCCCUUAUCGCAACGUCGAAAGCUUUGGGUAAAAUUCCACAGUCACUAGGAGCGGAGAACACAAUAGACUGGGUUCCAAUAGACAUAGCCGCACAAGCAAUCCUUGACAUCACCCUCUCACUGCUCAGUUCGGACGACAGCAGUAAACUCCCCGAUUGUUUCAAUCUCGUCAACCCUCAAGUCACAGAGUGGAAGGACAUGGUCCAAGUAAUCCGAGGGUAUUAUCAAAAACAGAGUGAUAACGCCAUGGACCUCGAACCUGUCAACUUCCACGACUGGCUGCAAGCACUGAGAAACAUCGGAGCAACGACGCGCGAACAAAUUGACCAAUACCCAUCUGUGAAACUACUCGAGUUCUUCGAGGAAAUGCAGAGCGGUAAUAUAAAAGUGCGGUUCGAAACAGCACGCACGAUGAAGUCUAGUCGAGCAGUGGCGGGUUUGCACGCCGUGGAUGGAGCAUCGAUGGAACGCUGGCUUGACGGAUGGCAGUUUUAA